AUGCCACUCGCGUCUUCAAGCUCUAGCAGAAUAUUGGAAAGACUGGGUAAUUUCCUUCACCCAGAUCGCCUCCAAUUACUCAGUCAUCCCAUAGACGAAAACAGGCUCCCUCUUCAGAUUGGAUCAAGAGUUUCGGUGAAGCAAUACAACCAUUUUCUUAAAACUCAAGAAUCUUGUGGGUACAAAUUCGAACGACAAUUAAACGGCGACGUAUACAUCAUCGACAUGGGCAAAUCUGUUCAUGGAGCCAUCGUUUCACUGUUGAACUGGUUUUUUAUCACUGUUAAUGGCAGUGCUGUCUUUUAUGAUCCUUUA
This is a messenger RNA of Paraglomus brasilianum, 315 nucleotides long. NCBI's taxonomy places the organism in Eukaryota, Fungi, Glomeromycota, Glomeromycetes, Paraglomerales, Paraglomeraceae. The record is from the annotation of a GenBank genome assembly.